CUCAGACUCCGAUGGCGGCCGCCACGCUGAGGGACCCGCCUCAGACUCCCAUGAGGACAGAAGUGCUUAGGGACUCUUCAAAGGGCUGUGUGACCUUUGAGGACGUGGCCAUUUACUUCUCACAGGAGGAGUGGGGGCUCCUUGAUGAAGCUCAGAGACACCUGUACCACAAGGUGAUGCUAGAGAACUUUGCACUUACAGCCUCGAUGGUUUGUUUGCAUGAAACAGAGACUAAAGAGACAUCUUCUGAGCAAAACCUUUCUCUAGAAGCUUUGUCACAGAUCAGGACUCCAAAGGUAGGUCCAGUCACCGAGAAUGCUCACCCCUGUGAGAAAUGUGUCCCAAUCCUGAAAGACAUUUUGUACCCUGCUGAUCUACCAGGGCAGAAACCAUACUUUCCUAGGGCAUCUGCAAACCUACAACAGCUUCAGAAGUAUUUCAGUACAGAGAAAAGUGACAUGGAUAAGGCAGCAUUUGUAAAGAGCUGCGUAGUCCAGGUGUCAGGGAAUCCCUUCACCUGUAGGAAGGUUGGAAUGGACUUACCAGGUACAUUGGGUCUCCUCCAGCACCAGAUCACUUCCAAUGGUAAGAAACCCAACAAAAUCACCAAGUUUGGGGAGACUUUUAAUGGUAGAAAAAGUCAUUACAAGUUGCGUGAAUGUGGGAAAGCUACCAGCCACAAACACAAUCUUGUUUACCACCCAAGAGUCUCUGCUAGAAAAAGAGUUUAUGAGUUUAGCAAAUAUGGGAAAGCCAUGCACUGUAAGUACUCACUUGUUCAGCUCCAGAGAGUCCACACUGGAGAAAGACCUUUUGAGUGUGAGGAAUGUGGGAAAGCGUUUGGGUGCAAAUCCAAUCUUAUUCGGCACCAGAGAACCCACACUGGAGAAAAGCCUUACGAGUGCAGCGAAUGUGGGAAAUUCUUUAGACAAAGCUUCACCUUGGUUCAACAUCGGAGAAUUCACACCACAGCAAGGCCUUAUGUUUGUGUCCAGUGUGGGAAAUCCUUUAGCCAAAGAGCCACUCUCAUUCGACACCAGCGAGUUCACACUACUGAAAGGCCUUAUGAGUGUGGGGAAUGUGGGAAAGCUUUUGGAUCCAAAUCCAAACUUGAGCGACACAACAGAAGUCACACUGGAGAAAAGCCUUUUGAGUGUGGCCAGUGUGGGAAGUCCUUUAGCAGAAGAGCCAUCUUCACUAAACACCAGAGAAUUCAUACUGGAGAAAGGCCUUAUAAAUGUGGCGAAUGUGGGAAGUCCUUUAGUCGAAGCACAAGCCUUAUUCAGCACUGCAGUAUUCACACUGGAGCCAGGCCUUAUGAAUGUGGGCAGUGUGGGAAAUCCUUUAGGCAAAAGUCUGUUCUCAUUCAACACCAGGUAGUUCACACUGGAGAAAGGCCUUACGAAUGCAGUAAAUGUGGCAAAUCCUUUAGCCAACGUUCCAGCCUCAAUCUCCACCGAAAAUUUCACACUGUGGAGCGGCCCCAUGAAUGCAGGAAAUAUGGGAAAUCCUUUACUCCAAACAGCUAACAUUGUUUAGCAGCAAG
Molecule: messenger RNA, 1546 nt
Organism: Budorcas taxicolor (takin)
Lineage: Eukaryota; Metazoa; Chordata; Mammalia; Artiodactyla; Bovidae
Product: zinc finger protein interacting with ribonucleoprotein K-like
Exons: 6
Coding region: 12-1529 (505 amino acids)
Biological process (GO): regulation of transcription by RNA polymerase II
Cellular component (GO): nucleus
Molecular function (GO): DNA-binding transcription activator activity, RNA polymerase II-specific; RNA polymerase II cis-regulatory region sequence-specific DNA binding
Source: RefSeq, a predicted model, not a curated record